GGGACGAACCCUACCCGGCUGCGCCGCCGCCCAUUCGUGCAGGAGCUGGAGCUGCGCCGCCGCCGCUCUUCCAGGUGCAGGAGGGUCGCCGUCUGCCUGCCCAGCAAACCCGCCCGUCCGGCGACACCGCGUUCUCGCCUGCCCGCUGGUCCGGCGACACCGUCCGCCCGCCCGCUCGUUCUGGAGGGCAGCCGCCGCUCGUCUAGGAGAGCCACCGUCGCCGACUCACCGCAGACGCCGUCUGCCUGCCCGCGUACGCUCGUCCGCGAUGAGGGUGAAGAGGCGAUCGCGGCACCGCAAGGUGGUCAAGUUCUACUCCACCUGCUUUGGCUUCCGCGAGCCCUACAAGGUGCUCAUCGACGGCACCUUCGUGCACCACCUCCUCGUCCACAAACUCCUCCCCGCCGACGACGCCCUCCGCGAGCUCCUCUCCGCGUCCAGGGCUCCCCCGCUGUUGACCUCCAAGUGCGUCGUCGCCGAGCUCAGGCGCCUCGGAAAGUCCCACUCCGAGGCGUUCGACGCCGCCCAACUCGUCGCCACCGCCAGCUGUGAGCAUGACAAAGUGGUCAGUGCGGUGGACUGUAUUCUGUCACUUGUUGGUGAUAAGAAUCCGGAGCACUACUUUGUUGCCACCCAGGAUUCUGGUCUCCGGGCAAAGCUACGGGAGGUUCCAUGUGUUCCUGUGAUAUAUGGUCUGAAGAACUCCCUGUUUAUUGAGCAACCCUCCGUGCAGCAACGUCAGUUUGCUCAGUUGGAUGAGGAGAAGCGUAUACAUAUGGAAAAAUCAGAAUUUAAGAAGCUAUUAAAGGCGUCAUCUGAAGGAAAGACAUCUAUCAAUGGAAACACUCCCGGAGUGGUAGAGAAAAGCAAGUUUAAAAGAAACAGAGCAAAGGGCCCAAACCCACUCUCCUGCAAGAAAAAGAAACCAAAGCCCCAGCCAUCAGCUCCUCAAAAUCAGGGCCCGAAGACCGAUGGCGAUGCAAAGCGAAAAAGGGUUAGGAAGCGGAAGAGAAGCGCGAAAGGCAGUAGUCAAGCAGAGACAGCGAGUUGAUGGACCUACGAAGAAGUUGCAAACAACGGUUGGAUGGUGUUUGUUCAAGUGUCAUGCAUAAUCGUUAAAGAGCUUCAUAAAUCAUGCAUGACCGCUAGAGGAUUUUCACUUCAAAAUUUUGACAAUGUAAAACUAAUAGUUUGUUUGACCCUGUUUGGACCUGUA
This is a messenger RNA of Hordeum vulgare subsp. vulgare (domesticated barley), 1216 nucleotides long. Its product is annotated as rRNA-processing protein UTP23 homolog. The coding region runs from base 269 to 1051 and encodes 260 amino acids. Gene Ontology annotation, cellular component: nucleolus; small-subunit processome. Gene Ontology annotation, molecular function: small ribosomal subunit rRNA binding. The record is from RefSeq and is a predicted model, not a curated record. Lineage: Eukaryota; Viridiplantae; Streptophyta; Magnoliopsida; Poales; Poaceae. The transcript has 5 exons.